Messenger RNA from Linum trigynum, 3792 nucleotides. The record is from the annotation of a GenBank genome assembly. Lineage: Eukaryota; Viridiplantae; Streptophyta; Magnoliopsida; Malpighiales; Linaceae.
GUCUAUUGAUCCUAUUCUCCACAGAUGAUAAGUACGUUAAGCAUCGAUUUGGGCCAAUUUAUUUUCGGAUAACAUUUUCGUAAUUUCUUGGGCGACGAAAGGCCAUUUUCUUUGGAUAUUGAAGGCUACAGAUCACGAAUUCGGCCUGAGGUUAUUUUCCAACGAUGAUUGAGUCCAUUAAGCACCGAUUUUGGCGGAUUUAUUCCAGGUCAAUUUUUGGCAGAUUCCAUAGGUGUACCAUCACAGAUUUCGGGCGAUUUAUCCGAAAUGCCAUUUUCUUUCGAUUCUGGAGGCUACAGAUCACGGAAUCAGCCCGAGUCUAUUCUCCACCGAUAAUGAAGUCUAUUGAUCCUAUUCUCCACGGAUGAUAAUUCCGUUAAGCAUCGAUUUGGGCCAAUUUAUUUUCGGAUGGCAUUUUCGAAAUUUCUUGGGCGACGAAAGGCCAUUUUCUUUGGAUAUUGAAGGCUGCAGAUCACGGAUUCGACCUGAGGCUAUUCUCCAACGAUGAUUGAGUCCAUUAAGCACCGAUUUUGGCAGAUUUAUUCCGUGUCAAUUUUUGGCAGAUUCCAAAGGGGUACCAUCACAGAUUUCGGGCGUUUUAUUCGAAAUGCCAUUUUCUUUCGAUUCUGAAGGCUACAGAUCACGGAAUCAGGCCGAGGCUAUUCUCCACCGAUAAUGAAGUCUAUUGAUCCUAUUCUCCACGGAAGAUAAGUCCGUUAAGCAUAGAUUUGGGCCAAUUUAUUUUCGGAUGGCAUUUUUGUAAUUUCUUGGGCGACGAAAGGCCAUUUUCUUUGGAUAUUGGAGGCUACAGAUCAUGGAUUCGGCCUGAGGCUAUUCUCCAAUGAUGAUUGAGUCCAUUAAGCACCGAUUUGGGCGGAUUUAUUCCGUGUCAAUUUUUGGCAGAUUCCAAAGGGGUACCAUCACAGAUUUCGGGCGAUUUAUCCGAAAUGCCAUUUUCUUUCGAUUCUGGAGGCUACAGAUCACGGAAGCAGGCCGAUGCUAUUCUCCACCGAUAAUGAAGUCUAUUGAUCCUAUUCUCGACGGAUGAUAAUUCCGUUAAGCAUCGAUUUGGGCCAAUUUAUUUUCGGAUGGCAUUUUCGUAAUUUCUUGGGCGACGAAAGGCCAUUUUCUUUUGAUAUUGAAGGCUACAGAUCACGGAUUCGGCCUGAGGCUAUUCUCCAACGAUGAUUGAGUCCAUUAAGUACCGAUUUUGGCGGAUUUAUUCCGGGUCAAUUUUUGGCAGAUUCCAAAGGGGGCUGUUCCCAGUCCGUCCCCCGGCCGGCACGCGGCGGCCAUCCCAGCAUUCCGGCGAUUUAUCCGAAAUGCCAUUUUCUUUCGAUUCUGGAGGCUACAGAUCACGGAAUCAGGCCGAGGCUAUUCUCCACCGAUAAUGAAGUCUAUUGAUCCUAUUCUCCACGGAUGAUAAGUCCGUUAAGCAUCGAUUUGGGCCAAUUUUUUUUUCGGAUGGCAUUUUCGUAAUUUCUCGGGCGACGAAAGGUCAUUUUAUUUGGAUAUUGAAGGCUACAGAUCACGGAUUCGGCCUGAGGCUAUUCUCCAAUGAUGAUUGAAUCCAUUAAGCACCGAUUUGGGCGGAUUUAUUCCGGGUCAAUUUUUUCGCAGAUUGCAAAGGGGUACCAUCACAGGUUUCAGGCGAUUUAUCCGAAAUGACAUUUUCUUUCGAUUCUGGAGGCUACAGAUCACGGAAUCAUGCUGAGGCUAUUCUCCACCGAUAAUGAAGUCUAUUGAUCCUAUUUUCCACGAAUGAUAAGUCUGUUAAGCAUCGAUUUGGGCCAAUUUAUUUUCGGAUGGCAUUUUCGUAAUUUCUUGGGCGACGAAAGGCCAUUUUCUUUGGAUAUUGAAGGCUACAGAUCACGGAUUCGGCCUGAGGCUAUUCUCCAACGACGAUUGAGUCCAUUAAGCACCGAUUUGGGGGGAUUUAUUCUGGGACAAUUUUUGGCAGAUUCCAAAGGGGUACAAUCACAGAUUUCGGGCGAUUUAUCUGAAAUGCCAUUAUCUUUCGAUUCUGGAGGCUACAGAUCACGCAAUCAGGCCGAGGCUAUUCUCCACCGAAAAUGAAGUCUAUUGAUCCUAUUCUCCACGAAUGAUAAGUCCGUUAAGCAUCGAUUUGGGCCAAUUUAUUUUCUUAUGGCAUUUUCGUAAUUUCUUAGGCGACGAAAGGCCAUUUUCUUUGGAUAUUGAAGGCUACAGAUCACGGAUUCGGCUUGAGGCUAUUCUCCAACGACGAUUGAGUCCAUUAAGCACCGAUUUGGGCGCAUUUAUUCCGGGUCAAUUUUUGGCAGAUUCCAAAAGGGUACCAUCACAGAUUUCGGGCGAUUUAUCCGAAAUGCCAUUUUCUUUCGAUUCUGGAAGCUACAGAUCACGGAAUCAGGCCGAGGCUAUUCUCCAACGAUAAUGAAGUCUAUUGAUCCUAUUCUCCACGAAUGAUAAGUCCGUUAAACAUCGAUUUUGGCAAAUUUAUUUUCGGAUGGCAUUUUCGUAAAUUCUUGGGCGACGAAAGGCCAUUUUCUUUGGAUAUUGAAGGCUACAGAUCACGGAUUCGGCCUGAGGCUAUUCUCCACCAACGAUUGAGUCCAUUAAGCACCGAUUUGGGCGGAUUUAUUCCGGGUCAAUUUUUGGCAAAUUCCAAAGGGGUACCAUCACAGAUUUCGGGCGAUUUAUCCGAAAUGCCUUUUUCUUUCGAUUCUGGAGGCUACAUAUCACGGAAUCAUGCCGAGGCUAUUCUCCACCGAUAAUGAAGUCUAUUGAUCCUAUUCUCCACGAAUGAUAAGUCUGUUAAGCAUCGAUUUGGGCCAAUUUAUUUUCGGAUGGCAUUUUCGUAAUUUCUUGGGCGACGAAAGGCCAUUUUCUUUGGAUAUUGAAGGCUACAGAUCACGGAUUCGGCCUGAGGCUAUUCUCCAACGACGAUUGAGUCCAUUAAGCACCGAUUUGGGCGGAUUUAUUCCGGGACAAUUUUUGGCAGAUUCCAAAGGGGUACCAUCACAGAUUUCGGGCGAUUUAUCCGAAAUGCCAUUUUUUUCCGAUUCUGGAGGCUAUAUAUCACGGAAUCAGGCCUAGGCUAUUCUCCACCGAUAAUGAAGUCUAUUGAUCCUAUUCUCCACGAAUGAUAAGUCCGUUAAGCAUCGAUUUGGGCCAAUUUAUUUUCGUAUGGCAUUUUCGUAAUUUCUUGGGCGACGAAAGGCCAUUUUCUUUGGAUAUUGAAGGCUACAGAUCACGGAUUCGGCCUGACGCUAUUCUCCAACGAUGAUUGAUUCCAUUAAGCACCGAUUUCGGCGGAAUUAUUCCGUGUCAAUUUUUGGCAGAUUCUAAAGGGGUACCAUCACAGAUUUCGGGCGAUUUAUCCGAAAUGCCAUUUUCUUUUGAUUCUGGAGGCUACAGAUCACGGAAUCAGGCCGAGGCUAUUCUCCACCGAUAAUGAAGUCUAUUGAUCCUAUUCUCCACGAAUGAUAUGUCCGUUAAGUAUCGAUUUGUGCAUAUUUAUUUUCGGAUGGCAUUUUCGUAAUUUUUUUGGGCGACGAAAGACCAUUUUCUUAGGAUAAUGAAGGCUACAGAUCACGGAUUCGGCCUGAGGCUAUUCUCCAACGAUGAUUGAGUCCAUUAAGCACCGAUUUGGGCGGAUUUAUUCCGGGUCAAUUUUUGGCAGAUUCCAAAGGGGUACCAUCACAGAUUUCGGGCGAUUUAUCCGAAAUGCCAUUUUCUUUCGAUUCUGGAGGCUACAGAUCACGGAAUCAGGUCGAGGCUAUUCUCCACCGAUAAUGAAGUGUAUUGAUCCUA